AUGGUCCUGGUCCACGUCGGCUAUCUCGUGCUUCCAGUGUUUGGCUCUGUGCGAAACAGAGGUGCCCCCUUUCAAAGGUCUCAGCAUCCUCACGCUACCUCCUGCCGCCACUUCCACCUGGGCCCCCCGCAGCCGCAACAGCUCACCCCAGAUUUCCCGCUGGCCCACCCCGUGCAGUCGCAGCCGGGCCUCAGCGCCCACAUGGCCCCGGCCCACCAGCACAGCAGCACACUGCACCAGUCGCUGACCCCACUGCCCACCCUGCAGUUCCAGGACGUCACAGGUCCCUCUUUCCUACCUCAGGCCCUGCACCAGCAAUACCUCCUGCAGCAGCAGCUCCUGGAAGCCCAGCACCGCAGGCUCGUUGCGCACCCCAGGCGGAGUCAGGAGCGUGUGUCCGUCCACCCCCACCGCCUCCACCCCAGCUUCGACUUUGGCCACCAACUGCAGACACCUCAGCCCCGGUAUCUGGCUGAGGGCACUGACUGGGACCUCAGUGUGGACGCAGGCCUGAGUCCCGCUCAGUUCCAAGUGCGGCCCAUCCCUCAGCAUUAUCAGCAUUACCUAGCAACUCCUCGAAUGCACCACUUCCCCAGAAACUCCUCCUCCACGCAGAUGGUUGUCCAUGAAAUCCGAAACUACCCUUAUCCCCAGCUUCACUUCCUUGCACUCCAGGGGCUAAAUCCCAGUAGACACACCUCUGCUGUGAGAGAGAGUUACGAGGAGCUGCUGCAGCUUGAGGACAGGUUGGGAAAUGUGACUCGAGGAGCUGUGCAGAACACCAUCGAGAGGUUUACCUUCCCCCACAAGUACAAGAAGCGAAGACCCCAGGAUGGCAAGGGCAAGAAGGAUGAGGGAGAGGAGUCAGACACAGAUGAGAAAUGCACAAUUUGCCUAUCUAUGCUGGAGGAUGGAGAAGAUGUGAGGCGCUUACCCUGUAUGCAUCUCUUCCACCAACUGUGUGUGGACCAGUGGCUCGCGAUGAGCAAGAAAUGCCCCAUCUGCCGAGUGGACAUUGAGACACAACUGGGAGCCGACAGCUGAGGGAGGAGUUAGCCAGUGGAUGCCCCAUUUCCUUCACCAGGUCCCCCCACGGCCAUAGCCCUUGCAGCCAAACUUUGCCUUCUGAGCCAUUUGACGUAGAGGAGAAGCCUGCAAGCACAUUUCGUGGAAAAGAGUUGGUGGUAUCAGUGUCUGAGGGAGAGGGAGGGUUGAGGGAGGACCCACCUAUCCAGAAUGGCGAUUGCCCCAUCUACCUUGCUGUGCAGGAGGGAGGGAGGGAGCUGGCCGUGCCCAGAGCGGGGACAAGAAGGGGGGGCCCAGCUGCUAAGAACGAGAUGCUAAGAACUAGAUCCCUGAGGGUACUAGCUGGUAGACUGGCCCCUCAAUCCUGCCCUUUGAAGGAUUGUGUAUAUACCUCUCGACCACGUAGAAACCAUGUAGGGGUCUCUAGCUAUUUCUGUGGAUGGCAGCCAGAGCAUGUUAGCUUAAGAAAAAUGUCGUGUGUGGUGCUCUAGUCAUCUGUGGUGGACAUGUCGCUAUUACCGAACUUGCACCAAAUAUUUCUCAUGAGUUUUCUUGUUUUGGUGCCUGACUGAACCAAUCAACGACAGCCCCAAAUCUUCCCGUCUUUAGGAGAGAAAAGGAAUCAAAGGUGAAAAAAAAAAAAAA
Perognathus longimembris pacificus (Pacific pocket mouse) is the source of this 1671-nucleotide messenger RNA. RefSeq names its product ring finger protein 165 (gene Ark2c). Lineage: Eukaryota; Metazoa; Chordata; Mammalia; Rodentia; Heteromyidae. The record is from RefSeq and is a predicted model, not a curated record. The transcript has 8 exons. Gene Ontology annotation, biological process: motor neuron axon guidance; positive regulation of BMP signaling pathway. Bases 1 to 1044 code for a protein of 347 amino acids. Gene Ontology annotation, molecular function: zinc ion binding; ubiquitin protein ligase activity.